Messenger RNA from Ochotona curzoniae (black-lipped pika), 5025 nucleotides. RefSeq names its product kinesin family member 16B (gene KIF16B). NCBI's taxonomy places the organism in Eukaryota, Metazoa, Chordata, Mammalia, Lagomorpha, Ochotonidae. Gene Ontology annotation, biological process: microtubule-based movement. Bases 161 to 4144 code for a protein of 1327 amino acids. Gene Ontology annotation, molecular function: phosphatidylinositol binding; microtubule motor activity; microtubule binding. The record is from RefSeq and is a predicted model, not a curated record. The transcript has 27 exons.
CUAGCAGGUGGGGCAGCCGCGGGACUCCUGGGCCUGCGGGGAGCUGAGGGGCGGGUGAGAGAGGAAAGUGGGCGGGAAGCCUCAGGACUCGUCGCUGGAGUGGCCGGCAGCUGUCGGGCGCCGUCUGGGGGCAUCCUGCGCCGGCCGGUCGGGAUGAGCCAUGGCAUCGGUCAAGGUGGCCGUGAGGGUCCGGCCCAUGAAUCGCAGGGAAAAGGACUUGGAGGCCAAGUUCAUUAUUCAAAUGGAGAAAAGCAAAACAACAAUCACAAACUUAAAGAUACCGGAAGGAGGGACUGGGGAUUCAGGAAGAGAACGGACCAAGACCUUCACCUAUGACUUCUCUUUUUAUUCUGCUGAUACAAAAAGUCCAGAUUAUGUCUCACAAGAAAUGGUCUUCAAAACCCUGGGCACAGAUGUUGUGAAAUCCGCAUUUGAAGGUUACAAUGCUUGUGUCUUUGCAUAUGGGCAGACUGGAUCUGGGAAGUCCUACACCAUGAUGGGGAGCUCUGGUGACUCUGGCUUAAUACCUCGCAUCUGUGAGGGCCUCUUCAGUCGGAUAAAUGAAACCACCCGAUGGGAUGAAGCAUCAUUCCGAACGGAAGUCAGCUAUUUGGAAAUUUACAAUGAACGGGUGAGAGAUCUGCUUAGGCGGAAGUCAUCUAAAACCUUCAAUUUAAGAGUCCGGGAGCAUCCCAAAGAAGGCCCUUAUGUUGAAGAUUUAUCCAAACAUCUGGUACAGAAUUACAGUGAUGUGGAAGAACUUAUGGAGGCAGGAAACAUCAAUCGCACCACGGCUGCGACUGGCAUGAAUGAUGUCAGUAGCAGGUCUCAUGCCAUUUUCACAAUCAAGUUCACUCAGGCAAAAUUUGACUCUGAAAUGCCGUGUGAAACAGUGAGCAAGAUCCACUUAGUCGACCUGGCUGGAAGUGAGCGCGCGGAUGCUACUGGGGCCACCGGGGUUAGGCUGAAGGAAGGGGGAAACAUCAACAAGUCCCUCGUGACUCUGGGGAAUGUCAUUUCUGCCUUAGCUGAUCUAUCUCAGGAUGCAGCAAACUCUCUUGUGAAAAAGAAGCAAGUCUUCGUGCCUUACAGGGAUUCUGUUUUGACUUGGUUGCUGAAAGAUAGCCUCGGAGGAAACUCUAAAACCAUCAUGAUUGCCACCAUUUCACCUGCUGAUGUCAAUUACGGAGAAACCCUGAGUACUCUUCGCUAUGCAAAUAGAGCCAAAAACAUCAUCAACAAGCCUACCAUUAAUGAGGACGCCAACGUCAAGCUCAUCCGUGAACUGCGAGCUGAAAUCGCCAGGCUGAAAAUGCUGCUUGCUCAAGGGAAUCAGAUUGCUCUGCUGGACUCCCCCACAGCUCUAAGUAUGGAGGAAAAACUUCAGCAGAAUGAAGCAAGAGUUCAAGAGUUGACCAAGGAGUGGACAAACAAAUGGAACGAAACUCAAAAUAUUUUGAAAGAACAAACCCUAGCCCUUCGAAAAGAAGGGAUUGGAGUUGUUUUGGAUUCUGAACUCCCACAUUUGAUUGGCAUUGAUGAUGAUCUUCUGAGCACUGGAAUCAUCCUGUAUCACUUGAAGGAAGGUCAGACAUAUGUCGGUAGAGAAGAUGCUUCAACAGAGCAAGAUAUUGUUCUCCAUGGCCUUGACUUGGAGAGCGAGCACUGCAUCUUUGAGAAUGCUGGGGGCGUCGUGACUCUCACCCCACUGAAGGGGUCUCAGUGCUCCGUCAAUGGUGUCCAGAUCACAGAGGCCACGCACCUAAACCAAGGUGCUGUGAUACUCUUGGGCAGAACUAAUAUGUUUCGGUUUAAUCAUCCAAAGGAAGCUGCCAAACUCAGGGAGAAGAGAAAGAGUGGCCUUCUGUCCUCCUUCAGCUUGUCCAUGACCGACUUCUCCAAGUCCCGUGAGAACCUGUCCGCCGUUAUGUUGUAUAAUCCCGGUCUUUUACCUAUAAAAGGACCCAUCUGUCUAAGACUUGAAUUUGAAAGGCAACAGCGUGAAGAACUUGAGAAAUUAGAAAGUAAAAGGAAACUCAUAGAAGAAAUGGAGGAAAAGCAGAAAUCAGACAAGGCCGAGCUGGAGCGAAUGCAACAGGAGGUGGAGACGCAGCGCAAGGAGACGGAGAUCGUGCAGCGUCAGAUCCGCAAGCAGGAGGAGAGUCUCAAGCGGCGCAGCUUCCACAUCGAGAACAGGCUCAAGGAUCUGCUCGCCGAGAAGGAGAAGUUCGAAGAGGAGAGACUCCGGGAGCAGCAAGAGGUGGAGCUGCAGAAGAAGAAGCAGGAAGAAGAGGGCCUUCUCCGCCUCAGGGCCGAGCUGCAGAGGCUGCAAGAACUCAACAGCAGCGAGAAGCUUCAGAUCUUUCAAGAGCUGGACCAGCUCCAGAGGGCAAAAGAUGAGCAGCGUGCCAAGCUGGAACUGGAAAAGAGGAGGCUGGAGGAGCAAGAGAGGGAGCAGACCUUGCUUGUGGCCCAGCUCGAGGAACAGCUCCGAGAGAAGCAGGAGAUGACCCAGCUCCUGCGGCUUGGCGAGGUGCAGCGGGCAGAGGAGGAGAAGAAGGACCUGGACGAAAUCCGGGAGGCCCUCCUGCGCGUGAGGGAGGCCGGGGCCAGAGGGGACAGCGACGGCGAGGAGGAGCUGAGGAAGGCCCAGCUGCGCUUCUUGGAUUUCAAGAGAAGGCAACUGGUCAAGCUGGCGAAUUUGGAGAAAGACCUAGCCCAGCGGCAAGACCUCCUGAGGAAAGAAGUUGAGGAGGACCAGGAAAUCCUGGGGCAUUUAAAAUGUGUGCAUGACGAUGAAGAGUCAAGUGUGUUGGCAGAAAGUGACGAGAAGGUGGCAGAGGUCGCCCACGCAGCUCCAGAUUUAGAGAAAAUAAAGCCAGUGGAGAGCAGGCUGCAAUAUAAGGAACGCCAGCUGCAGUACCUCCUGCAGAACCAUUUGCCAGCGCUGUUGGAUGAAAAGCAGAGAGCGUUUGAAAUCCUCGACAGAGGCGUGCUGAGCCUGGACACCAUUCUUUAUCAAGUCGAGAAAGAGAUGGAGGAGAAAGAAGAACAGCUCGCUCGAUACCAAGCCAGCACCAGCCAGCUGCAGAGGCUCCAAGCCACCUUUGAGUUCACGGCUAACGUGGCCCGGCAGGAGGAGAAAGUAAGGAGAAAGGAAAAGGAGAUUCUGGCUUCCCAGGAGAAGCAACAGAAAGAGGCGCUGGAACAGGCUGUGGCCAAGCUGGAGAGGAGGCACUCAGCCCUGCGGAGGCGCUCCGCCCUGGGCUUGGAAAUUGAAGAACAGAAGCAGAAGCUUGCCACCCUGCAGGGCAGCAAAGAGCAAGCCCGGCUCCACGCCGGCCUGCAGGCAACAGAGCAACAGGCCCUGGAGAAGGACCACGAGAGAUUAGAGCAUGAAAUCCAAAAGCUGAAGGAAAAGAUCUGUGAGGUUGAUGGUGCCCAAAGAGAUCAUGCUGGGAUGCUGGAGAGGAAGGCUGCUGCUGCUGACUUGCCAUCCAGUGCUGACAAACCACACCUGAUGCCCCUGAUGGAUGCCAGGAUCAAUGCUUACAUCGAAGAAGAAGUUCAAAGGCGUCUUCAGGAUCUUCAUCGUGGGCCAAGUGAGGACAGCGCCACCCCUGCGGAUGCGAGGAAAGAUAAUGAGAAACUUCACAAUGGCACCAUUCAACGUAAGCUAAAAUAUGAGCGGAUGGUUUCUCGCUCUCUGGGAGCAAAUCCGGACGACCUGAAGGACCCAAUUAAGAUUAGUAUUCCACGCUAUGUCCUCUGCGGGCAAGGCAAGGAUGAGCACUUCGAAUUUGAGGUCAAGAUCACUGUCCUAGAUGAGACAUGGACUGUGUUCAGGCGUUACAGUCGAUUUCGAGAGAUGCAUAAAACACUGAAGUUAAAGUAUGCAGAGCUUGCCGCCCUUGAGUUCCCCCCAAAGAAACUGUUUGGGAACAAGGAUGAACGCGUGAUUGCUGAGAGACGAAGUCACUUGGAGAAAUACCUCAGGGACUUUUUCAGCGUGAUGCUGCAGUCGGCGACAUCUCCUCUGCACAUCGACAAGGUGGGACUGACCCUCUCCAAACACAGCAUUUGCGAGUUCUCGCCGUUCUUCAAGAAAGGAGUCUUCGACUACAGCAGCCACGGGACGGGGUAGCGCCAAGGGUGACGGUGGAUCCGCCAACACAGUGCCUUCUUGUCAACGCGGUCAGAUGCCAGGUGGCCUCCUUCUGCCAAGGCAGGCUCUCAGCAGCCAGUUGGAUCACCUCACAUUUUCCUACCUAGUGCCUGAGUCUGGGAACAUGGGCGGGUUGGGUGGGAGGGCAUUGCCUGCUGCUGCUGCUCACCUGGACAGGUGGCUGUCACUGUUCCAUUGCAGGCGAAUGUGGCCUUUUCCCUGUGCUUCCUUCUCUCUGCUCAGCAGAGUCCAUCCCCCAUGGUGAGAUGGAUGUGGCUUGAUGUUCUCAGGCUGCCCAAGCCAAGCCGACCUGGGACCUCCCGAAGUGGGUGGCUACCAGACCACCCUUAAAUGACUUUCAUCUGGUUUCUUCUUUCACCAAAAUACCCUCCGAGAUUUCUUUUUUAUAUUCCUACCAUGUGGCUGGCUAUAUCCCAAGAAAAGCAUUCUAAAAUAUUUCACUCUACUUUUUUUCCCCCUCAUUUGAAUCAAAACUUUUCUAUAAUGCCUAAACACUGAUGUUUACACAGAAUUUUAUAUUCUGCAAGAGGAAUUUUUUUGAGCCAAUCAUGACUAAAGUCUUCCAUGCUUGACAAAUUGGAUGUAAGUGGCAUCACUUAAAACUUGUAUAAAUCCCUACAAAUAGGACGUUCAUUUAGCCUUGACUGUUCGAGGACAUUUUUCCCAAAUCGAAGUAGCUACUGUGUAUCCCCAAGCUUUUUCUGCUAAGCACAAAACAAGCGCAAAGCUGAAUGCAUCUUUUUAAAUGCGGUUUUGUUCACAUGUUUGUUACAGAAUUUGCUGGAUCUUCAGCUGAAAAACUAGAAUUCACCAUAGGUUAUUAAUGAUCCCUUGAAUUA